AUGGAGCCGCAUCUGAAGCUGAGCAAGGAGAGCACGAGCUCGCUUGUCGACAGGAAGCUUUACCGCAGCGUCGUUGGCAACCUCCGCUAUCUGGUGCACACGAGGCCGGACAUCUCAUUCGCAGUUGGCUUCGUCAGCAGGUUCAUGGAGGUACCCACGACAGAGCACUGGGCGGCUGUCAAGCACCUGAUAAGGUAUGUUGCAGGUACUCUAAACUACGGGUGCAGAUACAAGAAGGGAGAGCCGGAGCCGCGGCUGGUUGGUUAUAACAAAGCGGAUUUCGCCGGUGAUGUUGAUGACAGGAAGAGCCCCUCCGGGCUGGUGUUCGUCUUUGGGGGGAGUGUGAUAAGCCGGCAGUUGCAGAAGCAGAAAGUGAUCACCCUCUCAUCAUGCGAAGCCGAGUACAUCACGACGACCACAGCCGCGUGCACGGUCGUCUGGCUCGGGCGGAUGCUCGGUGAUCUGCUGGGAGAUCCAGGCAGUGGGACACCACUCCUCAUCGACGACGAAUCUGUGAUUCAGCUCUACAAGAAUCAUGUCUUCCACAACAGAACCAAGCACAUCGAGACGCGGUUUCACUUCAAUCGUGAGCAUGUGCGGGAUGGAAGGAUCGCCGUCGACCACGUCCACACUGGCGAGCAACUAGCUAACAUAAUGACCAAGGCUUCGCCACGGGUGAAGUUCCAGGAGUUGCAGGGCAUGAUCGACAUCCAUAGCUGA
Molecule: messenger RNA, 720 nt
Organism: Aegilops tauschii subsp. strangulata
Lineage: Eukaryota; Viridiplantae; Streptophyta; Magnoliopsida; Poales; Poaceae
Product: secreted RxLR effector protein 161-like
Source: RefSeq, a predicted model, not a curated record